Molecule: messenger RNA, 1496 nt
Organism: Styela clava
Lineage: Eukaryota; Metazoa; Chordata; Ascidiacea; Stolidobranchia; Styelidae
Product: somatostatin receptor type 2-like
Biological process (GO): neuropeptide signaling pathway
Cellular component (GO): plasma membrane; neuron projection
Molecular function (GO): G protein-coupled receptor activity; neuropeptide binding
Source: RefSeq, a predicted model, not a curated record
GAUUAGUUUGCAAAUAGCAGAGUUUUUACAGAUUAAAAUCCUCAUAGCAUUUUUAUCGAACUUAGUGAAGGAUAAGAAACAAGCAUGAAUAAUACACUUGUAGCAUCAGACAGCGAGGCCAAUGCGUUACCACCAGAUCAAAUUGCAGAACUUGUGUUGCGAAUUAUUUUCUAUACUAUUGGAACAAUCGGAAAUCUUCUCGUACUAGUAGUUAUACUAGUUUUUAAGGAUUACAAGAAAAAUGCAAGUUGGUACGUUUUACAUCUUGCCAUUGCUGAUCUACUUUUUCUUCAAACGAUACCGAUCAACUUAUCAGGAAUGGUGAAAGAUAAUUGGAUCUUUCCAGUAUGGGUCUGUAAGCUUGUGCAGGCUAUGUUAUUCUUGAACUACUACGCUUCGAUUAUAUUUCUGACGGUCAUGGCAGUGGACCGAUACCUUGCUAUCUGCCAUGUUUUCUCAACCCGAGCAGACAAACUAAGAUCGCGUUCUAUUACUUACAUAGUAACAUGUGUGUCGUGGAUUGCUGCCUUGCUACUUUGUAUUCCUUCCAUGUUGUACAGCGAUACAGUCGGAAUCCAGCCAAACUGUCUAUGCACGUUCAACUUUCCACGAGACAAAAGAGUGUGGUGCCAGGACCAUGCAUUUGAAGAUAUGAAUUUAUGUAUGAAUGAAAUAUUUCCAAAUGUGUUUCAAGAAUCCUGCGUAGAGGUGUUUGAUGAAAACAAUUUGUAUGAAUUUGGAAGUGGUACGGAUAUCUUUAGCGGUUUUUUUGAAAUGGAUGACAAUUUUGGAUCUGAUCCAUUCACCGAUAUACUGAACCAAACUACACUUGAAUCUGAUGUCCCGGUCGAAACUGUAGAAAUUAUUCAUCCUUCGUGCAUGUACAAUCCUGAACAGUUUGGAUGGAAGAUAUUCACUUACGUGAAUUUCUAUAUCAUGUUUUUGUUGCCUUUAUUGGUUAUAUCGUUCUGUUAUCUCUCCAUUAUAUGGGAAAUGAAGAAGGGAAGUAGAAUAGCAUCAUCAAACUCGGAUCGUAGGGACAGCGAGAGAGUGAAAGUUAUCUUGAUUUGUGGUCUAAUAGUCAUUCUUUUCGUUGUUUGCUGGCUUCCUUUUCAUGCAGUGCAUUUGGCUAAACUUGUGGGCAUUAGUGGUAGCGAAGAAUUGUGCAAAGGACUCAGCACUGCGACGACGGUGCUUGCCAUUGCUAAUUCAGCUCUUAAUCCGUUCCUCUAUUCCUUUAUAGGCAAAAACUUUCGGGCUAAACUGAGGGGUGUUGGAAACAUGAUCGGAGGGGUAUCUGUACACGAAGAAACAUCUUCAAGUCUAAGGCCUAGCAAUCAGGAGACUGCAAACACAACAGCAAUUUAAUUCUACUUAUUUUGUAUAUAAACUUUACUCUAGAAUUAACAUCCUUUUAUAUUUGUAGUAUAGAAACUCAGAACAAUUUUUUUUUUUGCAUUACAGUAAGUGUACAAUAAAAUUAAUUUAGAAAUUUA